Chenopodium quinoa (quinoa) is the source of this 1246-nucleotide messenger RNA. RefSeq lists its product as uncharacterized. The transcript has a single exon. Lineage: Eukaryota; Viridiplantae; Streptophyta; Magnoliopsida; Caryophyllales; Amaranthaceae. The coding region runs from base 293 to 808 and encodes 171 amino acids. The record is from RefSeq and is a predicted model, not a curated record.
AUUUCCACUUGUCAAACUUUCAUAACUUCAACAACUGGCAAAUGAAUCUUCCACUUGCCUCUUUUUUAACCGUAGUUGACUUCCACCAACCUUCCCUAUAUAUAACAAACCCUAUCUUCCCUCUCACUUCAAAUUCAUAUCCAUUAAAACCCAUUUUUUUCUCAAAAACUUAUUUGAGUUAUCAAUUUAUUAUCAUUUUCGUCUCGAGUUAAGAGGUUGAGCGUUCGAUUCUUAUCUAAGUUUAAAAUUAAACAUUCCGACCACACGAAAGUUAAAAAAAAUAUACAUAAACAUGGGCAACUAUGCAUCUUGUGCGCUAUCAUCAAUGGGCAAACAUAAAUCAGCUAAAGUGGUGUUUCCAACCGGAGAAAUCAAGCAAUUUCAACAACCUACAAAAGCCGCGGAACUUAUGCUUGAAAUGCCCGGAUUUUUCCUUGUAAAUUCAAAGGCUUUACAAAUUGGAAAGAGAUUUUCAGCUCUUAAUGCAGAUGAAGAUCUAGAGAUCGGGCAGGUUUACAUCAUGUUUGGUAUGCAAAGGGUGAAUUCUUUUAUUACUGCUGCCGAUAUGGGAGCUGUUUUCCUUGCUGCUAAACGUGGCUCUAACGGAAAGGUGAGGGUUGUUCCUUCAUACUCCGUUGAGAGUGAGUCAGAAUCACCACUGGCGCAUGAAGAGGACGCGCUUGAGAUGAAGGUUGUAGUUGAGGAGUUGUUGUCGGAGUUUAAGCAUAGGAGGUCUGUUUCCCGGUCUAAAAAGCCGGUGUUGGAAACCAUUGUGGAAGAACCUGUUAGCAUUUUUUCAAGAAGGUGAACAAGCUAAGCAACCAAGUUUUUAUCCUUAUGUUAUUAAGGUAGGAAAAAAGAAAAAAGAAAAAAAAAGGAAAAAAAAUGGGCUUUUUGGAAUGGAUUUGGAGGCUCUCUUGCUAGUUUUAGAUGGAGGGAGAGAGACUGAAUUCUCGUGGUUUAUUACUUGCUCUAUCCGGAGUUUAAGAUAAUUAUUAAUUUCGGAUGAAGGGGUAGAUUUUUAAGGGUGAAAAAAGAUGUGCGUAUUGAAAAUAUGUAUUCUUUUGAUUUGAAUUGUAUUAACGGUUUUAGGGGUUUUUUUUUGUGACUUGAGAGGUGAUUAAUCACCUAAUCAAGUUAUUGUUGUAACCCUUAAUUCUCGUGAAAAUAUAUAUUCUUGUGUAAAUUGUCAAGACAAAAAUUACUGUUAUGUAAAUUGAUUGUAUAAAUCUUUGUCUUAUUUUAA